UAUCAGUUCACAUCGAUCGUUCCAAGCAUUCUCAACUGUUAUUACACACUAUAAAUAGUCCAUCAUUCUUAAAUCGACAUAUCAAGGUAUCACCGCGAAAACAAGAUGGUGAAGAUUAUGUUACAAGUCGCUAUUCUUGUAUUGACCACUUUAGUGGCCAUUACUUUUGCCGAACACGAUGCUACAUCUUACGCGUUUUACCAUCCGAAAUUCGAAAACACCCAUCACGACGGACACGACCAUUACGCACCUCCCCAUUACACGUACAAGUACGGUGUCAAAGACCCGCACACGGGCGACCACAAACACCAGUCGGAGCACCGCGAGGGUGACGUUGUGCACGGCGAGUACAGCCUGGUGGAGCCUGACGGUCGAGUCCGCAAGGUGACUUACACGGCCGACAAGCACAACGGAUUCAACGCGCACGUGCACCACGUGCACCACGCCCACCACCCUCAACACUACGGACACCACGAAGAGGAAUCAAUAAUUAUUCCAAUCAAUUUAUCUCAAUCAGUUUGGUAUAAGAACAGUGAGAAUUCAUUCUCAAUGGCUUGUUUGUUACAGAUCGCUGUGAUCGCCCUGAGCGCGCUGACGACAUUGACGGUGGCCCAUGACGCCACAUCGUACGCCUAUUACCAUCCGAUAUUCCAUCACACCCAACACCACGGACACGACUAUUACGCUCCACCCAAGUACACGUUCAAAUACGGCGUCAAAGACCCGCACACAAAGGACGACAAACACCAGUGGGAGGAACGGGAUGGGGACGUAGUGCACGGUGGCUAUAGCCUGGUCGAGCCGGACGGUCGUAUCCGAAAGGUAACGUACACGGCCGACAAGCACAACGGGUUCAACGCACACGUACACUACGAAAACCACGCUCAUCACCCGCAAGUCCAUCACCACCACAAACACCACCCUCACCACCAUCACCGUCGUGGUGGACGUCAACAGUUUUGAGCGAUCUGAGCGCUGCAGAAUCGCGUAACGACCCCUACCCGUCGACCAAAUUCAAGUCGACAGUUAUUGUUAUCGUUACCUAACAUGUUAUUAGUUAUUACUUAUUAUAUUAUAUGGAAUUGUUAUUGUUGUAAA
Messenger RNA from Metopolophium dirhodum (rose-grain aphid), 1098 nucleotides. Its product is annotated as histidine-rich glycoprotein-like. Lineage: Eukaryota; Metazoa; Arthropoda; Insecta; Hemiptera; Aphididae. The transcript is spliced from 6 exons. The record is from RefSeq and is a predicted model, not a curated record. Gene Ontology annotation, cellular component: extracellular matrix. The coding region runs from base 106 to 963 and encodes 285 amino acids.